This is a messenger RNA of Camelina sativa (false flax), 780 nucleotides long. NCBI's taxonomy places the organism in Eukaryota, Viridiplantae, Streptophyta, Magnoliopsida, Brassicales, Brassicaceae. The record is from RefSeq and is a predicted model, not a curated record.
AUGGCUAAUACUGCUGAAGUAAUUGAUUCUGCCCAACCCUUUCUCAACAUCAACAUGAGUAAUGUUAUUAAGCUUACUUCUCUCAACUACAUCACUUGGAGCCUCAAAGUACACUCUCUCCUUGAUGGCUAUGACUUGGUCGGAUAUGUUGAUGGAUCUGUUUCUUCUCCGGCUCAGACAACUGUCUCCAACAAUGCCGCAAUUCAGAAUCCAGACUUUCUCAAAUGGAAGCGACAGGACAAGCUGAUCUACAACGGUCUUCUCGGCACUCUCUCUCCCUCGGUGCAACCUCUGGUUACUACCACAAAAACGGCUGCUGAGAUGUGGCAUACUGUUGCCAACAUCUUUGCCAAACAUAGCAAGGGCCAUAUUCAGCAGUUACGCCUCCAACUCCAACAAUUUUCCAAAGGUGAUAAAACGAUCAAUGAGUAUAUGCAAGGCUUAACUACUCGCUUUGACAAAUUGGCUCUCCUCGGUAAGCCUUUUGAUAUUGAUGAGCAGAUUGAGGCUGUUCUUCGUGGUCUCCCUGAAGACUACAAAUAUGUUGUUGAUCAAGUUGAAGACCGUGAAGUCUCUCCCAAAAUCACUGAAGUUCAUGAAAAACUUCUCAACAAAGAAGCUCAGUUGUUGACCGCUGCUCUUGUUACGCCUUCAUCUGAUCCUCUCUCUGCCAAUAUUGAUACCUCUCACUCUCUUCCUUAUCCACACAAAUCCACACAACAUCACCAUCAACAAUGGAACAAUCGGACCUCCAAUACCUAUCCAGGACAACCGUUCUAA